UGAAUAAUAAAUAUUUAUCAUGUACGGGAAAUAUGAUAAACAAUUUAUUAUUGCCUCUAGGGCAUAUUUCCAACAAAUGCGUAAUAUAGUGAUGUCAUGUGUCUGUUUCUGUGAAAAGGUCGGUUGGCCCUUAGGACAAACAGUAGUGCUAGGUUCCAUUGUGGAAUGGUCGUUUGCCGGUGGCCUUUGUCCGUUGUAGUACGAGGGACUGGCGCAUCGCAUCCAAUCUCUCAUGUCAAUGAGUCAGUUAGAAAACUACUCAAAAUUCAUCAAUGAUUUCCCCUUUAUUUCCCUCAGAGCGCAAGGGGAAACAAGAUUGAGAAUGAAGUAAAACACACUAGAUGUUUCAUUUUUCCUAUUAUCAGUGGUCAGCUCUGAUACAAACCAAGGGGGAAAUAACCUGGAACGGCUUCUUUAUACUCGAAAGCCGUUGCCUUUCCAACUCAAAAGAAUGAAGUUGCGAAUAAAUAAAUUCUCGAUUGUGUAGGUGUUCAGUCUACCGUCAAGCUAGUUUCUGGCCAGUCUAGCUCUUACUUUCUCUCGGCAUGGACUCGAACCGCAAUUUCUCCUUUUAGUAGAUCGUGAUUUGGAUUAUGCUGUUUUGGUCAAAUCUCAGGGCUCUUUCUGAUUUGAUUAAUUACUUUCGGUCUUAUACAUAAGCGAGGAAGGUAAUCAAAAAAGAGAGAAGACGAGUUCUCCUUUCUUUUAUCACUUAGGAGCCGUGCAAGAUGAAAUUCUCAUGCACGAUUUUGCGCAAGAGAAAGAAGUGAGGAUCCUCUGUUCGACUCUGACUCCCCCACUCUAGUCGUUGCUUUUCUUUCUGUUACUUCAAAAAGUAGCUGCUUCAGCUUGAGCCCUGUGAAUUCUGGAUAUUAGGGUUACAGAGGAACUAAAGAACAUGGGCUUGAUCAAUGCAAUUAUCGCUGGUGGCCCAGCCCACGAGCAUGCCGGCACGGCCCGCCAUGGGCUAGGCACGACACAGGCUAAACGGGUCGUGCCCGACAAGUGGCACACCUUGGGCCAUGCCUGGCCCUAGAGGCCGGGCACGCGGCCGGCACGGCACGACCUUUGUUAUUAUUUAUUUUUUUCAUAAUUUUUUAUAUAUGACCUAAAUUACAGCCUAAUAGGCCUAAAAUACAGCCCAAUAAGCUCAAAAAUAGGCGGCCCCGCGUGCUAAACAUGCCACGUGCCGGCCCGUUUAGUAACCAGGCCAUGCCUAGACCAAGGUGUGACGCACGUGGGCCGGCCCGCUUUGCCAGGUCUGAGUGCAAUCAUCGCAAUUAUAAUCAGCCUUGUCUAAAAAAAGAUUAUGACCCAUGCUGGCCUUUUUUUCUGCGGGGGUGGCCGAGGAGCAGAGCAAAGCAGAGUGAAAAACUGAGGCUGUGUUCGAGACAAAGGAAUAUCACACGAAACGUGGAUGUUUUAUUUUCUGUGGUGUUUUUUCUUUAGGGCGUUCCGUGCACAGGAAGCAACAACAGGAAACCAUAGGAAUUGGACCUUUGGCAUGCCCAUUUCAAAGGAAUCUGAACAUCUACUCAUACCCAUUUUUUGACUGGAACCCGAGAAAGGCCUGCUCAGCUGCACCUUUUGCCUAUUAAAAAAUUCACACGGACAUGGGCUGCUGCCGCUGCUCUAUGUGAUAGAUAGACACAACGUUUGCAUGGUACAGUUGAUUAACUCUAUAAAAUAGUGUAGCUCCAAAGAUGCCUUCUGCUAUGAACCGAACUGCACAAUUUUUUUGUUUCCCCUGUUUACAACUCCAUAGAUUCUGGGUCGACACUCACUCCAAUUCCUGUGGAGUUAUUAUUUCCUUUGUUUUAUCUCCCUUCAUACCGAACGGGGCCUCAAGUGGGGAACAAUGGCGCUGGAAAUCGGCGGCGACGCCAAGAGGCCGCGGCCGGCGGCGGCGGCGGUAGACCACCUCUCGGCGCUGCCGGAGCCGCUGGGAGGACGACGGGAACCCUUCCCCCUCCCUCCACCACCACCUCCGCCCGCACUCCACCCCCUCUUCCAACAAGCUCCACUCCCUACUGCACCGAGCGGGCUCUUGGUGGAUUCGUUUGACUAUGUGGGGUUAGAGCCACCACCGGAUGUUUUGGAAAACCUCAAGGUGGUAAAGAUUACGAAUUUCAGUUGGAACCGCUAUGAGCUGCAGCUGGUGUUUUUUUUGUUGAGGAAGACUAGCUCUCUUCAUAAACUGGUACUGAUUACUUCCAGUUUGGAGCCGUUGCAUGUGCCCGGUAUCCAGAAGGCAGACCUUUUGUUUCUUGCACAAGCUGUGGCGAAUGGAAAAGUAAUUCUCAGUGGGUCUGACGAUGCGGCAACCCCGCCAUUUCAUUCAGAUGUCUCUGCCGACUUUUAGUUGCUAGUCAGAAGUGGAAUUAUGGCCCUAUAGCUUGUAAUAUUGUAGCACCAAGCUGCCUUUGGGGCGUUGUGACUGCCGUGAGAAACUAAAUUUGUAUGCUACAAGGAUUAGCAUGUCAUAUUUUGGUAGUGAUCAUAGCAAGCUAAUAAUGAUGGGAGUGAGGCUGUAUUGCUAGAGGUGGUGUGGUGUCGUGCAACUCAGGCCAUGUUAUUAGGCUUGGUUCAACACUGGGAGUCAAGAUCUAUACUUUGAUUUAUCUUUUGAUAUUUCUCUAUGCUAUUUUGUAUAGUCAACAAUUGAGAUUCCCUGUUUUUCAUUGAUCAUAGUAUGGCUGAGUUUGUUUCGUGAGCAACCUCCUUGCUCUUUCAGAUAUUGUUUGCUACAUAUCAUGUAACCUUGCUAUAUAUUGCCCACGCUGUAGGUAUGAACUAUUUGUUGCAUACACCGUAUU
Molecule: messenger RNA, 2816 nt
Organism: Triticum aestivum (bread wheat)
Lineage: Eukaryota; Viridiplantae; Streptophyta; Magnoliopsida; Poales; Poaceae
Exons: 2
Coding region: 1859-2362 (167 amino acids)
Source: RefSeq, a predicted model, not a curated record